Messenger RNA from Solanum dulcamara, 2902 nucleotides. Its product is annotated as serine/threonine-protein kinase BLUS1-like. Gene Ontology annotation, molecular function: protein serine/threonine kinase activator activity; protein kinase activity; ATP binding. The transcript is spliced from 23 exons. The record is from RefSeq and is a predicted model, not a curated record. NCBI's taxonomy places the organism in Eukaryota, Viridiplantae, Streptophyta, Magnoliopsida, Solanales, Solanaceae. The coding region runs from base 276 to 2456 and encodes 726 amino acids. Gene Ontology annotation, biological process: protein phosphorylation.
CAGAUCCCCUGAUGAUAAAAUAAAAGUAAAAGCACUUUCAGUAAAUUAUUUAUCGCCUAAAAUUUAUAGAAAAAAAUAAAAAAAUAUAAAAUAGUAACAAAUUCUGAAAAAUAUUAUCGAUAAUUUUUUGUCAUAGUAGCUCAUUUGUGAGCUACAUUCAACUGUCAAUACUUUCUCCGAUGCUUUUCCGACAACUUCAACGGCCAUUUCCAUAAUCGGCGACUUAUAAUUCAGUUUUCUAACACGCGAUUUUUGCUUAUUCGGUCGGAGCGGCGAUGGGCGGCGGCGGUCCGAGAAACUAUUCGGCGAAUCCAAACGAUUACAAGCUUCUCGAAGAAGUCGGUUACGGAGCGAGUGCAACUGUUUAUAGAGCGAUCUAUCUUCCUUUCAAUGAAGUAAUUGCAGUCAAGUGCUUGGAUCUCGAUCGCUGUAAUAGCAAUCUGGAUGACAUACGCAGGGAAGCUCAAACGAUGAGUUUGAUAGACCAUCCUAAUGUAAUAAAGUCAUUCUGUUCAUUUGUUGUUGAGAACUACCUCUGGGUAGUGAUGCCCUUCAUGGCUGAGGGUUCUUGUCUACAUCUCAUAAAAAUAGCAUAUCCAGAUGGAUUUGAAGAAUCUGCUAUUUGUUCUAUGUUGAAGGAAACUCUCAAGGCGUUGGAAUAUCUCCAUCGACAUGGGCACAUCCAUCGAGAUGUUAAGGCUGGGAAUAUAUUGCUGGACACUAAUGGGGCAGUAAAGCUGGGCGAUUUUGGUGUUUCAGCAUGCAUGUUUGACAGUGGUGAUAGACAGCGAAGGAAAACCUUUGUAGGAACUCCGUGCUGGAUGGCGCCAGAAGUUCUGCAGCCUGAAACUGGAUAUGAUUUCAAGGCUGACAUUUGGUCAUUUGGAAUAACUGCACUGGAGUUGGCUCAUGGUCAUGCACCAUUUUCAAAGUACCCUCCAAUGAAGGUACUACUGAUGACAAUUCAAAAUGCCCCUCCUGGACUUGAUUAUGACAGAGACAAAAAAUUCUCUAAGUCAUUCAAGGAAAUGGUUGCAAUGUGUUUGGUGAAAGAUCAAACUAAAAGGCCAACCGCUGAGAAGUUGUUGAAGCAUUCUUUUUUCAAAAAUGCCAAGCCCCCAGAGCUUGCUGUAAAAAAACUCUUUGCGGACCUGCCACCACUUUGGAAUCGAGUUAAAGCCCUACAGCUUAAAGAUGCUGCCCAACUAGCUUUGAAGAGAAUGCCUUCUUCUGAGCAGGAAGCAUUAUCACAGAGUGAAUACCAACGGGGAGUUAGCGCCUGGAACUUUGAUUUGGAGGACUUAAAGCUUCAGGCUUCACUGGUACAGGACGAUGAUGAAAUACAAGAAAUUAAGGAAGAAGAUGAUACCAUGAAAGCUUAUAUGAACUACAAGGAGAAAUCUAUUGCCCUACAAUAUGCUGGAAAAUCAACCCCUAGAAAAGAUUCUAUUGCCAGUGAGCAAGAAAGUGUUGGUGAAGUGCCAGUAGCUGAAUAUGAGAUCAAGAAGGGAAAAGAUUUGGAAAGUAGUCCACUAGAUUCUGAUCAUUGGGAGAAAAAUGGACUGAAGAAGAAUGCAUCAAAAACAGAGUUGCCACCCCUAACCUCAGACAGGGAUGCCUUACCGGCCAAGAGUAGAACUCAAACACCAAAAGCUCGUCAAAGUCAGAGCGGACCACUUAUGGCAGGCGCUGUACUUAGUCACUCGGCAUCAGAAAGAGCUCGAAACUCCGAAAGAAGUGAGAUUGAAAACCAACAACCAGGAGAUAAAACUCAUCCAGUGCGAAGAGCACCCAGCUUUAGUGGCCCUUUAAUGCUUCCAAACCGAGCUUCAGGAAAUAGUUUAUCAGCUCCGAUUAAAUCAUCUGGGGGAUUCAAAGAUUCUUUGGAUGACAAGUCGAAGCCGAACUUGGUCCAAAUAAAAGGCCGUUUCUCUGUAACAUCAGAAAAUGUAGAUCUUGUAAAGGAUAUUCCAUUAUGUACAGUUCCUCGACGAUCUUCCCAAGGAUCACCACUUAGGAAGUCUGCUAGUGUUGGAGAAUGGCUGGUCGAAUCUAAACAAAUGCCACCCUGUCAACCGCCCAAGGAACUUGGCCUUAAUAAUGUUCCUGCUUCAGUUCUCAUGCCCCACUUACAAAAUCUCUUUCAACAGACAUCUAUUCAACAGGAUCUCAUUGUAAAUCUAUUGAGUAGCUUGCAACUAUCUGAGGCAGGAGAUUCUUCUCAAAAUGGGAAGUUAUCUCCCCUACAGCGCCUAGAGAACAAUGGAACUGUUGAAGUAGCCGCUUCUGAGAGGGAGAAGCUAUUGUUGGUCAAAAUAUCUGAGCUUCAGGCUAGGAUGAUUAAUUUGACGGAUGAAUUAACUGCAGAAAAAUUAAAAUACUGGCAGUUGCAACAGCGGUUAAAUGCCACGUCAAGUUGCGGAGAGGAUGGGGACAGAAGAGAAUUGGAAUCCUGAUGAGAAAUGAUACUUUUCAUGUGUAAACACCGUGUAUAUUCAGGUUGAAGUAUAGGAAGAGGCAGAGUGUAAUUAUUCUUAUGUGGCUGAAUCAUGCACUUGUCCUUGUUGAAUAGCUCGUCUGGGAAGAAUCCUCCAAGUAGCAAUAUAAACAAAACAAUCAGCGCAUAGAUAAUUUCUUCAUUUGUUUGACGAGUACGAGCUGAAAACAAGCUUCUUGUGCAGAUUCACGCCAAGGGAAUUAUUAUUUAUUUAGAUAUAGAAGAUUGUGGAGGAAGGGCUCAGCGGGAAGAAGGCGGCAGAGGGUGGGUGGGGGGGAUUCAAUUCCCAAUUUCAUUUGUAGAUCCUUAGUUUAUGUUGUAGUCAUAUUAAGUUGUAAUUUUGUAACAUAUAUGAGAAACCAAUAUGACGAUGAGAUGUGUUCAAUAAAGCUUUUAGCUUCACAA